AUGCCCGACGCGCUCACCACGAUCCACACCGCGGCGCUCGACGCGAUGAAGGCCGUGUUCGCCUUCUGGCAGGAAUACAACGCGUUGCAGGUCGCCAAGUACAUCAGCCCGCAGACGGACAAGGACCGGCGGCCGGUCGAGGUCGGGCUCACGGACCAGUUCGUGCUCGCGCUCGGCCAGAGUCUGCGCGCUGCGAAAGUGCCGGGGCUCGGACCGAAAGGCGUGGCGAGGUCAUGGAUGACAUAUUGCAGGGAAGAAUCGCAAGAGGGAUGGGACAUUGAUUGGAUGUACAGAGACGCGAACGAGAUGGCAUACCACAUGAUCUUCCAGGCGAAAUGCGUCGGAAUGCACAACGGCGCGGAGUACGCCGAUUUCUCAUACGAGGUCGGAAACAAGACCGGAAACUUUCAAGCUGAAUUGCUCAUGAACCACGUCGAGUCGCUUCGUCUUCUCGCGAAGCACCAAGGACACAAGCUCGUCGGCGGCUAUCUGCUGUUCGCGUCGACCGGCGUGAGCGUAGUGUGGAUCGACGACGUGUUCAACGCGCUGCAAGCAUGCGGGUGGAAGACGGGGGAGGCGCAUAACGUGGAAGUGUACAAGUAUCUGUUGAACAAGAGGCAGGUGAAGCACACGCUGCCGGAGGGGUUGGUGGCGAAGCUGCGGGAAUGAAGUGCGGCAAUAUUUGGACGACCCAAGUGUAGCAUAGACAACCGGUUGCGUGGGGAGCGCUUCAAGCCUAUGCAUAUGGCGCGGGCGAGACGGCAUCAGACAGAGUGCCAUGGUCGCUGUGCCAGCGCCAUAAUAACGUGCAACGGAGAUGGGAUAUUCUUCGGGGGAUGGGUUUGUGGCGCAUCAUAUGGCUGGUCUGCACGAGCUGUGGUCGCUAUUCCGAGGCACGCAUCGAAACAGUUGCUAAUAACCGCACGAGGCAGUCCAUCGAUCGCUGUGUCGCGGGACCGAGGAGGUUGGCCUGUGUCGUGUGCGUUGGACGGUCAGAAGCUGGCUGCGCUCUGGCCUGGGUCAUGUAAAUGUAAUAUGAUACAUGGUUCAUAGAACAG
Molecule: messenger RNA, 1058 nt
Organism: Punctularia strigosozonata HHB-11173 SS5
Lineage: Eukaryota; Fungi; Basidiomycota; Agaricomycetes; Corticiales; Punctulariaceae
Exons: 5
Coding region: 1-669 (222 amino acids)
Source: RefSeq, a predicted model, not a curated record